AUGACAUUUUUUUCCCCCAGAGGAUGGAGCACAAUAAAGGGAUACUACAGGGGAAGUAAUUUUUUUGGUCAAGGUAAUUAUGAACGGACCUUAGCCGCUCUGUUGAGCAGUUGCGUGGUGUACUAUUGCACGUUGAGAGAUGAGGAGAGGAGAAGGGAGUUCAAAUCACAUGUGAAAAAUGUGAAGAAGGAUCUAAGUAGUACCUUCCUUGUAUGGAGGCAAUGGAACAGUGAAAAUGGAAGCCUGUUUAGAAGUAACAGAAGUGUGUCCUUUUGCGAUACGAACAAAAAGGGAUUCCGUCACCCCUUGUGGAGAUCCGAAGAGAAGAGGCCAAUUGAAAAAAUGGAGAAUGCUAUUCUGUUUAGUGGUUCCUCGAAUCCCUUGUUGAGUAAAAAUAUUGCAGACCAUCUGGGUACCAUAUUAGGAAGAGUACAUUUAAAAAGAUUCGCAGAUGGGGAGGUCUCCAUGCAGUUCCUAGAAAGUAUUAGAGGGAAGGAUGUGUACAUUAUUCAACCGACAUGCCCACCAGUGAAUGAAAAUUUAAUUGAGUUGUUACUAAUGAUUUCUACAUGUAGAAGAGCUUCUGCUAAAAAGAUCACAGCUGUUAUUCCCUACUAUGGUUAUGCAAGACAGGACAGAAAACUCAGUUCCAGAGUACCCAUAUCAGCAGCUGAUGUUGCUCGCAUGAUAGAAGCCAUGGGGGUCGAUCGUGUGGUGGCCAUUGAUUUGCACUCAGGACAAAUACAAGGUUUCUUUGGGCCCAGAGUACCCGUGGACAAUUUAGAAGCUCAAUUAAUAGGGUUAGAUUAUUUCACUAAAAAGGAUUUAUAUAAACCUGUGAUUGUUUCUCCUGAUGCAGGGGGUGUAUAUCGAGCAAGGAAGUUCCAGGACGGACUUAACCACAGAGGGAUAAGUGAGUGUGGAAUAGCUAUGCUUAUAAAACAAAGGACCAAGCCAAAUGAAAUUGAAAAAAUGGACUUGGUGGGAAAUGUCUACGACUCGGAUGUUAUUAUUGUAGAUGACAUGAUUGAUACAUCGGGGACUUUAUGUGAAGCUGCUAAGCAAUUGAAGAAACAUGGAGCCAGGAGAGUGUUUGCAUUUGCUACACAUGGACUCUUUUCAGGACCUGCUAUUGAAAGAAUUGAAAAUUCUCCUCUCGAGGAAGUCGUCGUCACCGAUACGGUCAAGUCAAAUAAGCAUAUAGACAGCUGCAAGAAAAUUACAAAGCUCAGUGUCUCUGUACUUGUGGCAGACGCCAUUAGACGAAUCCACCAGAAGGAGUCCCUCAAUGAUCUGUUUAACAUGAAGGGAUAG
Messenger RNA from Plasmodium fragile, 1314 nucleotides. RefSeq lists its product as uncharacterized. The transcript has a single exon. Bases 1 to 1314 code for a protein of 437 amino acids. Gene Ontology annotation, cellular component: ribose phosphate diphosphokinase complex; cytoplasm. NCBI's taxonomy places the organism in Eukaryota, Apicomplexa, Aconoidasida, Haemosporida, Plasmodiidae. Gene Ontology annotation, molecular function: magnesium ion binding; ribose phosphate diphosphokinase activity. The record is from RefSeq and is a predicted model, not a curated record. Gene Ontology annotation, biological process: 5-phosphoribose 1-diphosphate biosynthetic process; purine nucleotide biosynthetic process.